AUGGCCAUCAUGUCAACAAUGGCAAUUGGCACAAGCUUUGUGAUUACGAAAAAGGGCUUGUUACAUGCCUCGGAGCGACACGGUUUCGAGGGUGAAGGAUUCUCAUAUCUGAAGAGCCCAAUUUGGUGGGCAGGCGUAAUUACACUGGGAAUUGGCGAAGUUGCCAACUUCGCCGCGUAUGCCUUUGCGCCCGCGAUUCUCGUUACGCCUCUCGGUGCACUGAGUGUGCUGAUCGGCGCGGUCCUCGGUUCAUAUUUCCUUGACGAGCGGUUAGGUACAUUGGGUAAAUUGGGUUGCGCCAUGUGCCUCCUCGGAUCAGUCGUCAUCGUCCUCCACGCGCCCCCUGACAAGCCGGUGGACAGAAUCGAUGUUCUUCUGGGUUAUGCCGUGAAAGCGCCUUUCCUAUUGUACUGUUUGUUCGUGGCCACCUUCUCAACGGUGAUGAUUUAUCGGGUUGCGCCGGUAUAUGGCAAGAAGAAUCCGCUCGUUUUCAUCUCGAUUUGCUCUACAGUUGGCUCGGUUUCGGUUAUGUCCGUCAAGGCCUUCGGUAUUGCCGUCAAGCUCACUUUCCUGGGCAACAACCAAUUUGUCCAUGCGUCAACCUAUGUAUUCGCCAUUGUGACUGGCUUCUGCAUUCUUACACAGAUGAACUACUUCAACAAAGCAUUGAACUCAUUUUCGACCUCAAUUGUGAACCCCCUCUACUAUGUUACUUUCACGACCUUCACGCUUUGCGCCUCCUUCAUUCUCUUCCAGGGAUUCAACACUACCGAUGCAGUCAACACCAUUUCCCUGCUCUGCGGAUUCCUCAUUAUAUUUACCGGUGUCUACCUACUUAACCUGUCCCGACACGACCCUGAUGGAACAAAACUGGUUAAUUCCAGGUUCGAUGACGAUGGUGUGCCAACAGAUGGCAUCGCCAGCUUCCAGACCCGGCGCUCCAUGCAGUCCCGCCGAAGCUCCUCCAGCGCCUACCUGAAUGGUCACAGCGAUCGCGAAGGCCUCAUCCAUUCUUACGACGUCGAGAAUAAUUCAGGAAUCGGGUUGCAUCAGCUAGGAGAAGAUAGCGACGGAGAGCCCGGGCCAACAUUCUCCAACAAUGAACCCCACCGUACGGCUAUCCACACCAAGCAGAACAGUCAGAUCUGA
Penicillium maclennaniae is the source of this 1149-nucleotide messenger RNA. Its product is annotated as DUF803 domain membrane protein. Gene Ontology annotation, cellular component: membrane. The transcript has 7 exons. The coding region runs from base 1 to 1149 and encodes 382 amino acids. Gene Ontology annotation, biological process: magnesium ion transport. The record is from RefSeq and is a predicted model, not a curated record. Gene Ontology annotation, molecular function: magnesium ion transmembrane transporter activity. Lineage: Eukaryota; Fungi; Ascomycota; Eurotiomycetes; Eurotiales; Aspergillaceae.